Messenger RNA from Kwoniella shivajii, 2010 nucleotides. RefSeq lists its product as uncharacterized. Gene Ontology annotation, molecular function: urea transmembrane transporter activity. The transcript has 10 exons. Lineage: Eukaryota; Fungi; Basidiomycota; Tremellomycetes; Tremellales; Cryptococcaceae. Gene Ontology annotation, biological process: urea transmembrane transport. The record is from RefSeq and is a predicted model, not a curated record. Gene Ontology annotation, cellular component: plasma membrane. Bases 1 to 2010 code for a protein of 669 amino acids.
AUGUCUCUCUUGCCACAAAGUGCAGGAUAUGCCACCAUCUUGGUCGGUGGUGCGUUCUUCGCCAUCAUGAUGAAUAGCCUUACUUGGGUUCAGCGACGAUACACUCAGUAUGAUCCGUCUCGAAUCGAAGAGUUCUCCUCCGCCUCUAGGUCGGUAAAAACCGGUAUGAUGUCCGUUGGAAUCACCUCUGCUUGGGUAUGGGCAGCCGUAUUUCUCCAGACACGUACUCUGACCUACCUGUACGGAGUAUCCGUUCCCUGGUGGUUUGGUAUGGGUGGUUUCGUUGAGAUUGCCGCUUUUGCAUUCAUUUCUUCGAAAGUCAAGGUCAAUGCCGGCGGAGCUUCUACCUAUCUACAGGUCGCCAAAGUCCGGUUUGGAACUGUCGGUCAUCUUGUCUAUAUGUUUGCAGCUUUCGUAGCCAAUUUUGUGGUCGGGAGCGAGAUUCUCAUCGGAGGCGCUGGUGUUAUCACUGGUAUGACUGGUAUCAGCGAGUACGCCGGUAUCUGGCUGCUGCCAACAGUCAUUGUUGCCUAUGUUCUAACGGGCGGUUUGCGAGCCACUUUUGUCGCCGAUUACUUGCAUUGCUGCAUCUUGUUCACCUGCCUGCUGGUCCUGGUAUUGGCAAUCUAUACUCGCGGUGAUCUGAUUGGAUCUCCUGGCAAGCUGUAUGACUUACUAUUAGCUGCGUCGGAGUCUACACCUGUUGAGGGCAAUGCUCACCAAUCGUAUCUGUCCUUUCGAAGUGAUGGAGGAAUGUAUUAUGCCGUGACUGCUGCCACUUCUUUCUUUGGCCUUUCCUUUUGCGACCAAUCCUACUGGCAGCGAAGUAUCGCAUCCCAGCCAGCUGGAACCAGCAAAGCAUUCAUCUUUGCCGGAUGUUUCUUCUUCUCCGUCGCAUUUGGCAUUGGUUCUUCAAUGGGUCUCGCUGCUCGAGCUCUGGAAUCCAAUCCCGCUUUCCCCACAUAUCCCGACCCUCUCAGCUUGGCAGAAGUUGGCGCUGGACUGGCUGGACCUUUUGCUUCGAUGACUGUGUUGGGCAAAGCUGGUCCUGCUAUGUACACCAUCAUCGCUUUCAUGGCCACCACUUCUGCUCUAUCGGCUCAAUAUGUUGCCGUAUCGACCAUCGCUUCCUAUGAUAUCUACCGAGAAUACUUCAAUAAAUCGGCAACCAAUGUUCAAAUGAUGGCAGUCAAUCACACCGUCGUAGUGGUCUGGGCGAUCUUCUUGGCUGGUAUAAAUACAGUCUUUGCUCACGUCGGUCUUGACUUGAACUUCUUGUUCUACUUCAUGGCGGUUUGCACUUCGGGAAGCGUAUUCCCGAUCGGUCUCCUGAUGUGUUGGAAGAAAUUGAACAAAGUUGGAGCCAUCACUGGUGUUAUUGGUGGACUGGUAGUCGGGUUCAUUGCGUGGCUGGUAUCCACUGUAAGACUUCAAGGUACGAUCAAUACGACGACUCUCACAGCAAGUACAGUCAUCCUCUCAGGGUCUUUGUCCGCUUUGGGAGCGGGCGCCAUCUUCUCUAUAUUCAUCUCCUUGAUCCGACCGGCUUCUUUCGACUUUGAACUCACUCGAGCUAUUGGAUCGGGCUACGUCCCUCAUCAUACUAAUCAAGUGACUGAAAAGGACAAUCAUGCCGCGGAACCUCAAUCAACUGACUACGAGCCUGCUCUUGCUAAAGUUGAAGGGGCGGGACGAAGUGCUGCCGCAGAUGCAGAGUACGCUGAAGGUGUAAUCAAGCUCGAGAAAUCACAAACUCGAUUCCGUAUCAUCACCGCUGCAUUCCUUUUGAUUAUUCUGGUCCUCAUCCCAGCACCGCUUGCAGGGACAGGCGUGAUAUAUUCAAAGAGCCUUCUAAUGCUCCAAUGUGUAUCUGCUGCGGCGUUUGUGUGCUUCAGCACGAUCAUGAUCAUCCUGUGGCCCAUUGUAGAAUCUUGGCAAGAGAUCAGGGUAAUAGCCAGUCGUAUUGUGAGAAACGAGCGAGCCGAUAUUGCGAGGAAUGCGCAGGAGUAG